Messenger RNA from Scatophagus argus, 1573 nucleotides. It is a transcript of the gene nfkbiab, whose product is annotated as nuclear factor of kappa light polypeptide gene enhancer in B-cells inhibitor, alpha b. The record is from RefSeq and is a predicted model, not a curated record. The transcript is spliced from 6 exons. Bases 91 to 1047 code for a protein of 318 amino acids. Gene Ontology annotation, molecular function: protein binding. NCBI's taxonomy places the organism in Eukaryota, Metazoa, Chordata, Actinopteri, Scatophagidae.
UGCAGCCGCCACACAGAGGGCAUUUACAGAGCUCCGCACGACUCAGUCAGAAGAAAACCUAACGCACCUCGUCUCGAACAACACACCACCAUGGACCUCCACCGGACGAGUAUAUUAAACCAAAUGGAUUACAGCCGAGAGACUAAAGAAGGGAAGCCGACUCAGUCGACAGAAGAGCGGCUCGACAGCGGUUUGGACUCGCUGAAAGAAGAGGAGUACCAGGCUGUAGCCGCCGAGAUCCGUCGGCUCCAGGUGGAAUACGAGCCGCCUCAGCACAAACAACAUCCCGCUGUAACUGGAGAGGUGCACGAAUGGAAAACACAGAUCACAGAGGACGGAGACACGCUGCUCCACCUGGCCAUCAUCCACGAGGCCAAGGAUUAUAUCUGGAAAAUGAUUGAUCUGUCCAGGAACACAAACUUCCUCAACGCACAAAAUGAUCAGAGACAGACUCCUCUCCACUUGGCAGUAAUAACAAACCAGGCGGACGUGUGUCAGCGCCUCCUGUUAUCUGGCUGCGACCCCACGCUGGUGGACGACAACGGGGACACACCUCUACACAUGGCCUGUCGCCACGGUAACCUGUUGUGCUUCAGCGUCAUCACACAGAACUGUCAGCCAGGGCAUCUACACACAGUGAUGGCUGCCUGCAACUAUCAUGGUCAGAACUGCCUCCACCUGGCCUCGGUUCAGGGUUUCCUGUCACUGGUGGAGAGCAUGGUGGAUCUAGGAGCUGACAUUAAUGCAAAGGAGCAGCGUAACGGCCGCAGCGCACUGCACCUGGCUGUGGACCAACAGAAUCUCUCAUUGGUCAAACUGCUGCUGAAGAAAGGAGCAGACCCCAACCUCUUGACCUCCGGAGGCUACACUCCCUACCACCUCACCUACGGUCGCGACGAUGACGACAUCAGGAAAGAAUUGUACUCGUUGACCAAACCUGACCUGAGGGAGCUGCCUGAAAGCGAGUCAGACGACAGCGAGGAAGAGGAGGAUGAGCAGUCUGAUGAGGAGGUGGGGUAUGAUGACAUUCAGUGGAAUGGACAUUAGCAGGAAAUUAGCAAGAGAGAGACGGGAAGUAACAGAGGCUGUGGUCGUGACUGUGAAUGACAAGAGAAAUGGCUUGGCAUGUGUUCUUCUUCCUGCGAUAACGUCACAAGGCCAAUGGUGUGGGUGACGCGGCGCGAGCACGACUGCUGACAGACGGGCGGACAGGCGGCGGCGAAGGAGAAUCAAACCGAGACUGAUGGCUGAAUAAACCAACGUGUCUGCUCCAGGCUGCAGGGAAACAAAUGCACUCUGAGAUGUGAGCACAUGGCACAUUAUGAUGGCUUGUCUGCAUAUGAGGAUUUCUUUUGUUUUGUGGACACUACAAAUCAUUUGUCAAGAAAACAUCCAUCCACACAGAUGUACCUGCAACAGCUCUGUUGUAUGAUAUUGUAAAUGCUGUGUAUACAAAGAUGUAUUUUUUAUGGAAGCUGUGAAUGUGUACAGUUGCGCAGGUUGUAUAUGUCAGACAGCAAACACUCCAGCACACUCCAGUUAAAUUAAAAACACUCAUAUUUAACAAUAAAAA